Molecule: messenger RNA, 291 nt
Organism: Emiliania huxleyi CCMP1516
Lineage: Eukaryota; Haptophyta; Isochrysidales; Noelaerhabdaceae
Exons: 1
Cellular component (GO): Set1C/COMPASS complex
Molecular function (GO): transcription cis-regulatory region binding
Source: RefSeq, a predicted model, not a curated record
GACGCCGCCGUCAUCCAGCUCUCGCGCUCCUCGCGCGCGCCGCAAGUCACGCUGCGGGAGGACAUGCUCACCGCUGUCGGCUUCAAGGGGUACCGGAUGGUGCGCGCGACGCACGGCGUGCGGUCGGGGUCGUGGUACUUCGAGGUGCGCGUCGGGCAGACGCUCAACGACGAGGACGGCCACACCCGCCUCGGCUGGUGCACCGAGAUGGGCGAGCUACAGGCGCCGGUCGGCUUCGACGCAAACUCGUACAGCUACCGAGACAGGGGGGGCACAAAGUUCCACGAGUCG